Messenger RNA from Trypanosoma brucei brucei TREU927, 633 nucleotides. RefSeq lists its product as hypothetical. NCBI's taxonomy places the organism in Eukaryota, Euglenozoa, Kinetoplastea, Trypanosomatida, Trypanosomatidae. The record is from RefSeq and is a predicted model, not a curated record. The coding region runs from base 1 to 633 and encodes 210 amino acids. The transcript has a single exon.
AUGCCGUAUUACGCGGAGGAUAUAAUCAAUAGCCUCACAUGGCACCCCAUGCCCGACUGGGUUCGCAGACGUUUUAAUUUACCCAUCAACACUCCCCUUGGUACGGCUCCCGUUAUGUCUCCUCAAAGCGGCUCAGGCCGCAAGCCUACCACAGUUUCGGACAGCGAGUCCCCCGCAUUUACAUCAUGCGAGUCACCGGAAAAUACAACCGUUGGCGACUCGGAACAGAGACUGGAUACUAUAUUAGCUGUGGAACCCUCAACUGAUGCCGCCAGUAUUGCAGAACGAACUCCAUCAAAAGAAAAUAACGAGGUCGCUUCUCUCAGGAGGCUUGCAGGGCGCGAUAACGGUAGAGGUCCCUCCUUAUCUCUGCUGUCUUCGGGUCCUGGAAGUGACGGUAAUGCGACCAAACAUGUUGUUCGUUUCCGUGGGUCGGGGUGGAAGCCACUGCUAAACGGCAAGGAUGAAGAGGAAGGUUUUGAAGUUGCGUUUGAGGAUGAAGAAUGCGGUGCUGAAGAGGGGGACGCGGAACGUUUCUUGGAAUGUAAUGUAUUUCUCUCUGGUACCCCGUUAGCAACGUUAUUUCUUGACCACAAGAUGGGGAAAGUUAUUACCAAGCAACAUGACAGCUAA